AUGAAAUCCAUUUUAGCACCAAUUUUUGCAGCGAUUCCACUGCUAACGAAUAUUAAUGCACAGGCCUUCGACAGACUACAGUUUGAUAAUGUAGGUUUUGAAGGUAGCUAUUACCCAGUGAAGAAGAUAGAGAACGAAGAUGAUAAGACAACUUGUUUCUGUGAACAAGAAGAGGAAUAUUUCUUCAAAGGCCCCAAUUCUCCAUUAUCUGAAUACUUGUCUGUUCAUUUUAGAGGGCCAAUAUCUAUCAAACAAUUUGGUUUUUACACUUCAGAAAGAUUUGUAAUUGGUGACACUUCUGAUAAUAAUUCUUCAGAUUGGACUAGAGAUUCUUAUUACAACGAUGCUCAGCAAACUGCUGAUAAUGUCACAUUUUUAAACUUACAAGGCGAUAUAUCUCCAUGCUUAGGUCCUGCUUUGACUUUAGCAAACUCAGAUGGUAUUAAAACAGCCUUUGAUCCAACUGUCCUAGAAAAUAACAAUUAUUUGUCAUCUGGUAAUGAAAUUAUCAUUUACAGUGGUGCAAAAUGUUCAAAAUCACAAAGAAAGAAGGGAUGUGGUAUUUAUAGAAAGGGUAUCCCAGCUUAUUACGGUUUUAAUGGUAAUACAAAAAUGUUCUUAUUUGAAUUUAGUAUGCCAACCGAUGCUCAAGGCAGCAAUGACACUAUUAGAAAUUUCAACAUGCCAGGUAUUUGGUUAUUAAAUGAUCAUAUUGCAAGAACGGCCGAAUAUCCAACUGAUAACAGAUGUUCCUGUUUCGCUUCUGGAUGUGGUGGUUAUGAUAUAUUUAAGGUUACUGAUCCUGACAACACUGAUCGUUUGUACUCUAACGUGCGUACCUUACAAAAUAAUGGAAACGCUACUAUUGGUAUGCAAAGUUCAGGGUAUAUUCAAAGAGCCACAAAUGGUACUAUGAAAGGUGGUGUUGUUUUCGAUUCUGAAGGUAAUAUUGUUUCUUUUAUUUCAAGCCAAGCAAACUUUGAUGAUAUUGUUAAAAGUAGUGAUGUAAAUAGUUGGUUGAGUGCAAUUGUAUCCAAUGAAAGUACAACUACCACAUUAAUGUCUGUUUCUUCUACUUCUAGAAAGUGGUCUUGGAAAAAUGAAGGUAAGGUAUUAAUCCCAAGCGGUAAUAGUAUAAUUUCUUACUUUUUUGCUUUUGCAGUUGCUACAUUCCAACUAAUUUUAUAA
Messenger RNA from Henningerozyma blattae CBS 6284, 1188 nucleotides. RefSeq names its product PGA52 family protein. Gene Ontology annotation, cellular component: fungal-type cell wall. The coding region runs from base 1 to 1188 and encodes 395 amino acids. Lineage: Eukaryota; Fungi; Ascomycota; Saccharomycetes; Saccharomycetales; Saccharomycetaceae. The transcript has a single exon. The record is from RefSeq and is a predicted model, not a curated record.